AUGCUCACUCUCUUCCGCCGCGCCGCGCUCUCGCGCCCCACUCUCAUCGCCGUCCGAGCUGCCAGCGGCAGCUCGCCCGGCACGACGCCUGACACUGGCGGGCCGCUGUUUUCGACCCAGUUCGGUGUGCCGAUCCACACUCCCGCAUCGGGGGGCGACAAGGCUGCUGCGCCGCGCGAGAAGCCGGUCGAGGUCGAGAAGAAGCCCGAGAGCAAGGCACACAAGGUCAAGGGCGGAUACAGCUUUGCCGAGCUCAAGCGGCUGCGCGAGGAGGGCCGCGACUAG
Messenger RNA from Cutaneotrichosporon cavernicola, 285 nucleotides. RefSeq lists its product as uncharacterized. NCBI's taxonomy places the organism in Eukaryota, Fungi, Basidiomycota, Tremellomycetes, Trichosporonales, Trichosporonaceae. Bases 1 to 285 code for a protein of 94 amino acids. The transcript has 2 exons. The record is from RefSeq and is a predicted model, not a curated record.